Molecule: messenger RNA, 957 nt
Organism: Lucilia sericata (common green bottle fly)
Lineage: Eukaryota; Metazoa; Arthropoda; Insecta; Diptera; Calliphoridae
Product: tribbles-like
Exons: 2
Biological process (GO): regulation of MAP kinase activity; positive regulation of proteasomal ubiquitin-dependent protein catabolic process; protein phosphorylation
Cellular component (GO): nucleus
Molecular function (GO): ATP binding; mitogen-activated protein kinase kinase binding; protein kinase activity
Source: RefSeq, a predicted model, not a curated record
AUUGUAUUGAUAUCAGGAACCAAACUUCAAUAUGAAUCUCUAGAAGGUUCCAUGAUCCUGGAUAAUCCUGAGGAUGAUACUUUAAGUGAAAAAAUUGGCUGCCCUCUAUACACCGCCCCCGAAUUACUCUGCCCAGAACCCACCUAUAAAGGCAAACCUGCUGAUAUGUGGGCUUUGGGUGUAAUACUCUACACCAUGUUGGUGGGUCAAUAUCCUUUCUUCGAGAAAGGCAAUAGCAAUCUCAUUACCAUUAUUAGACAAUGUUUUGUACAACUACCCGGUCAUCUAUCACGUUCCGCCCGCUGGCUUUUAUUAUCUUUACUAAGGAAAAACAUUUCUGAUCGUGUGCCCAUAGAGCAUAUCUUCCUCUCACCCUGGUUAAAAGAACAAAAACCCUUCCAUAUGUAUAUACCCGUUGAUGUGGCCAUACCCGAUGAUGAGGAUGAUUGUCUGAGCGACAAUGAUGCAAUGGAUUGUAUGGAUAUUGUGGAAGAUGAUGGCGUACAGCCUUUGGAUUAUUCCUGCAGUACCUUAAGUCUGAAUUAUGUUAAUGAUUCUUAUGCUGAAAUGGGUUGACCCUGGUGUUGUCUUUCUCAACACUAAGCAGCCAGCAUAAGUUUGUAGCUUAUGCUCGAAGCUAAAGACUCUUGUAAUCUUUUUUAAGCGCUGGCGCGCUAGCUUCGUUGUUAUAGUUGCUCUUCGUUAAAUCAAAAAGGGUCAAAGUUCUCCUCCAACUAAACAAAACGUCAGCUCCUAGCCACGGGUUAAUGUCAUUGCUGUUUCGCCAACGCCUUCUUCGUUUCUUUCUUAAGAAACUCAACUCCUUGAAAACCCACCUUCUAAGUGAGAGAGUGUAAGACUGUCUGUUGGACACCUUAAACAUAGGCUAAAGGCCUUAAGUGUGUCUUUUUCCAAUCCCCCGCCCUUCCAAGUUACCAGUUUACACUUUUUUCCCCC